This is a messenger RNA of Acaulospora morrowiae, 340 nucleotides long. Lineage: Eukaryota; Fungi; Glomeromycota; Glomeromycetes; Diversisporales; Acaulosporaceae. The record is from the annotation of a GenBank genome assembly.
UAAAGAGUCGAAUCUUAAUUCAGACGCGAUACGAGAAAGAAAGAUACUCUUGUUAAUCGCCCAUCCGGAUGAUGAAUGUAUGUUUUUUGGACCAAGUUUGUUAGAGUUGGUGCCGAAGAAUAGGAUUCAUGUGUUGUGCCUGUCGAUCGGAAACGAAUCAGGAUUGGGCGAGAUUCGAAGGAAAGAACUUGAGGCUAGUUGUGUUACAUUAGGGAUCGAUGUCGAAAAUGUUUCUAGCUUGGAUCAUCAGUCAUUGCAAGAUGGACCGAACAACUCUUGGGAUUCGAACGUGAUAUCCACAAUUUUGGAUGACUAUGUGAAUAAGAACGACAUUGAUAUG